Molecule: messenger RNA, 396 nt
Organism: Spinacia oleracea (spinach)
Lineage: Eukaryota; Viridiplantae; Streptophyta; Magnoliopsida; Caryophyllales; Amaranthaceae
Product: leucine-rich repeat protein 1-like
Exons: 1
Coding region: 1-396 (131 amino acids)
Source: RefSeq, a predicted model, not a curated record
AUGUGUCAAGGAACAAUUUAUCUGGCCAAAUCCCGGAAUAUUUCUAGUUGCUCUAGUCUUAUUCACCUGGGCAUCUUUAAUAACAGAUUGGUUGGAGGGCUCCCUACUGAGAUUGGUUUCUUGUCACAUCUGCAAUAUCUUUUAUUAUCCAAAAACAACUUGACAGGAACCAUCCCUUCAUCUAUAGGGAACCUGUCAUCUCUGGUUGAGAUCUAUGCUUCCAGAAACAAAGUUGGAAGGAUCCCUGUUAGCAUAGGGAAACUUACGAACCUCCCUGUUCUUGCAUUAGGCGAUAAUAAGUUGACUGGAACAGUCCCAUCAUCAAUCUUCAACAUCUCUUUCCUGAAAAUUCUAGAUUUCCAUACUAGUGAUACUAAUUAUCGUACAUUCUUUUGA